Messenger RNA from Vitrella brassicaformis, 2005 nucleotides. The record is from the annotation of a GenBank genome assembly. NCBI's taxonomy places the organism in Eukaryota, Vitrellaceae.
GAGAAGAAAAAGGAGCGAAGAAGGCGUUCCACAUUGACUUUGAAGCGGCCGAUGGUCACAGGUACGCCAAAAAGCGAAGUCUUUCGCAUCUUCUCAAUUGUGUGCUUCGCAGUGAAUGCGAAUGCCUGACCCCCUCCCUCCUCACGGCUCCUUGUCCAACGACCAGCGCCAGCCGCCCCGUCGGCAAUGCGAUACUUGACUUCCUCAUUGCAAAGCGCGAAUCCCGUCUGCCCGUGACAGGACUUAGUGCCGUCCCACUUUGUGCUGCCAUAUGACGGGUUGGCUGUCUUUCCAGUGGUGGCGGGGGACGCCGCAGCCGUACUGCCGAGUCAACGAUAUCGAGAGCGGCCUUCUCGCAUCUGCUCAAGUCAACGAUGCCGAUGAGCUGUCAUCUUCUCUUCAAUUGUCAUCGGUUCUCGUCACGGGCAACGACGCUGCUGCCGUUACUGCUGCUGGUGGGGAAGAGCGGGUGCUUCCUCCUGACGUCUAUGGGCGCGCUUCCCUCUCUUUCCUGAGUGUCGCCGAGCUGCUGAGAGCCCGAGCAGUCAGCAAAGCGUAUGGAACGGAGCUGAUAGAUGCGGCUUUCAUUAUGCAGCGCAUCGACUCGUACCUCGCCCAGCAGGACCUCACCGGCCUCAUCGAUGUCGAAAGACACCGCACAGACAUCGACUACUUUUCCCGAUGCGCCUAUCUCAUCGAACAGGCGAAUCGGGCGAGUACUCUCAUCAGAAUGGCGAACAGCUGUCGACUCAUUGACAAUCAGCUGCCCCUGGUGCUGCCUGCUGAGUGUGUGCUGGCCGAUCUGCCGGACAAGACGACCUUUCAUCGGCUGCCCACGACCAUGGCAGUGUAUAAGACGGUUGGCCAGCUAUUCGGCGGUGACAGUGAGCGUGGAGAGAAUAACACUGCUGCCGUGGGCCUGCGGAUAGAGGAGAGUGAGAGGCUGAGGGUUGAGACCUUCCCAGAGAUGGACUCCCCACUUUGGAUUCUUGGCCUCUAUUGCCCGGUGGUGUGGACCUUCGUUUGGUGGAUAUGUGUGUGUAUGUGUAUCCGAGUGUGCGACUCUGCAUUUGGGGAUUACAUCAAGGCAAUGGAAGACACCUGGUACUUGGACUGCCUUUUGGUCAUCCUUCAGAUGAUCUUUGCGGCUGUCGCGACGCUGGGGCUCGUUGGGCCUUUCUUCUGCUUUAUAGAGCUUUUGACGGCCAGAUGGCGUGUCGUGCAGUGGUGCAGCAUCGGCGGGCGGCGAUUCCGGGCGGCUUUCAGAGACGAGUUACCAAAUGCAGAUGACCUCCGGAUCCCCCCGCAGGCCAAUCACAUCACUGAUGGGCAGUCAUACAGGGCGACUUACUGGGACAGAGACCCGGCAGUCCUCUGCGGCGCCUCUACUCAUCCGUCAUUCACCACUUUCGCCCUCCACACCCUCAUCAUGGCUACCAAAAGAAGAGUGCUCCUCGACAUGCGGCUGGAGCACCAGGCUUUUCAGCAGCUGACGCGUCAUGGGAUCACUGCCGAUGAACACGACGUGAUUCUCAUCGAGUGGCGAGACGACCGCCCGUUGAGGGCCACUGCGAAGGACUGUGAACGAAUCAUGAUCGUGCUACUCAUGGAGGAUGACAAGGUGGGUGGACCUGCCGUGGCAUCUCUGAAGCUUCGUGGCAAUCGGCGGCUGGUGCUCAAGACAAACGAGAGGGAGGUGAUGGGUGGCUGGACGCUGGACGAACGGUUUCCCUUGACCAUGUCUCGCAUGCGGCAGCUGCUGAAACGAUUCGAACUCGAGGAUACCGUACUUGGCCCGACGUGAAUCGAGUGUCUCCGUGUGCGUGUGCGCGUCAAUAAGGAAGACAGACAAGAGACACGGACGGAGGAUUGCAUGGAGUCGAAGCAAUAUAUGGAGUGGAAGUCGAUUGCAUGGAGAAUCACGACUUGAUCGAUAAUGAUAUGGAGUCGAAGCAAGUGUUUCUUGGUCGGCAUCCUUGCCCCCCCCGUGGCUCGGCCGACCAAG